AUGAAGCGUCGCGUUACGAUCGUGUACAAUCCGGUGCAACCGGUGCAGCAGCAACAUGGACGCCGGGUUGGCCAGCACGGUUCCCGUUGGGACCAGUCGCUUUCGGUGCAGGCGUACUCGUCGAACGUUAUUCCAUCAGCAUUAGCAUCCCCAUCCUCGCCCUCCCCCUCCUCAUCGUCCUCCCCGUCGAGUGUGAUUAGCUCGCUUUGUCUGUCCUGCAUGGCAUCGUCGGGCUCACCAUCGUCAUCAUCAUCACCGUUUAGAUUUUCAUCCACCUCAUCAUCGUCCCCGGCGUCCGUGUCGUCCUUCGCGUGCCAAAGGUGCUGCUCAAUAUCAUCCAUUUUGAAAUCGUCGUCGUCGCCGUCGCCGUCGUCGUCGUUGAGUGCCUCAGAAAAAGCAGCACAAAUUGAAGAUGCUCUUAAUAAUAACCACCACCAUCACCAUCACCAUCAUCAGCACAUUCAGCAGCAUAAUCACCACCAGCAUAAGGAAGCGAGCGGAGGAAAUUGCUGCUCGGGCUCGCUCGAAUGCGGCGCGACGGACCGGCACGACUGGUGCCGGUUUCUGGUCGUCGGGCUAAUUGCGGCCCUGUGCUAUCUGAACGGCAUCCAGGGCGACUUCGUGCACGACGACAUCCCCGCCAUCACGCUCAACAAGGACGUGCUCGGCCUCAGCCCGAUGGCGCAGGUGUUCCGGAACGAUUUCUGGGGCACGCCGAUGGCCGACCUGAGCAGCCAUAAAUCAUACCGACCGCUGACCACGCUGACGUUUCGGCUCAACUACAUAACCUUCGGGCUACGGUCGAUAUGGUUUCACGCCACCAAUGUGGCCCUUCAUGCCGCCGCCACCGUCCUCUUCACCCGCGUCUGUCUCACGAUAGCCGGCCUGCGGCGGAAUUUCGCCGUUCUGGCCGGUGUCCUCUUCGCCGUGCACCCAAUUCACACCGAGGCGGUGACGGGCAUCGUGGGACGUGCCGAUGUGCUGGCGUGUAUAUUCUUCCUAAUUUCGCUGCUGGUCUACCACGGACGCUGCCAUGAGCCGGACAUGAACUCGCUCUGGCUCAGCAUCGUGCUCGGUGGCUUGAGCAUGCUGGCCAAGGAGACGGGCAUCACCGUGUUUCUGCUGAACGUCGCCUACGACACCUACCGGAACUGGCCGGCCCUGAAGCGCGCCAUCCUCGAGAUGCGCUGGAGCGAGGAGACACACCAGUUCGGGCGGCGCGUGUCCCGAGUGCUGCUUUCGAUGGGCGUCCUGUUGGCCGUGCGGCUAGCGCUGCUGCAGGGCUCACUGCCCAAGUUUUCCCAGCAGGACAACCCGACCGCCUUCCAUCCGAACCUGUACGUCCGCCUGCUCACCUUCUGCUAUCUGGCCGCGUUUAACUGGUGGCUGCUGCUGUGUCCCUCCACCCUCAGCCACGACUGGCAGAUGGGCUCGAUCCCGCUCGUCACGACACUCAGCGACCCCCGCAACCUGCUCACGUUCGCGGCGUUCUGCGCCGCCCUGCUCUUCACCUACCGUGGUCUGAUGGAUUGCGAGCAUCAGCGUCACGUGCCGGUAGUAUUAGGGUUUCUAUUAUUAGUUCUGCCGUUCCUGCCCGCCACUAAUCUAGUUGUUACGGUGGGCUUCGUUGUGGCCGAGCGUGUACUUUACAUUCCGAGCAUGGGUUGCCUGAUUCUAGUUGUAUACGGAGCUCAGCGGAUCUGGGAGCGGUCCGUUGCCCUGCGAAAGCCAAUCGUGUUGCUGGGCGUCAUUCUGUUGACCGCCGGAACCCUGAAGACCAUCGCCCGCAACCAGGACUGGAGUUCACGCGAAGCCCUGUUACGGUCCGGCCUGAAAACGUUACCGCACAACGCGAAAAUGCACUACAAUUUCGGCAACUUCCUGCGGGACUCGUCACAACCGGAGCCGGCCAUCGCUCACUACCGCGAGGCACUGCGCCUGUGGCCGUCGUACGCCAGCGCCCACAACAACAUCGGCACGCUGAUGCCACAGUUCGCCACGGCCGAGUAUCACUUUCGGGAAGCGAUCAAAUAUUCAUCCGAACACAUUAACGCCCACUACAAUCUGGGCCAGCUGUACAGGAAAUCGAACCGAACGGCCGACGCCGUCCGGAUGCUGGAACGGUGCAUUCAGCUAGAGCCGCUGUUCGCGUCCGCCUACCUCGAGCUGGUGAAACUGUACAACGCCGGGCAGCAACCGGCCGCCGCCGGACAACUUCUGGCCCGGAUCGUCCGGCUUAGCCCGUAUAAUGCGGAUCUGCGUCGACAGUACGGUGACUGGCUGCUCGAACAAAAUAUGCUGCUGGAGGCGUUCAAACAAUACCAGGAAGGGAUCAGAAUAAUGGAAACUCAUCAAUUAUCCGUGAUUGGAGCCUGCCGCUGCCUGCGCCGAAUGGGACAACAGUCGCGAUUACAUCAAAUGGUGCUGAGAUGGCAAUUUAUAGUUCGCUUAUCGAACGGCGGCAUUCCGAUACAGAACGAUAUCUAUCUCCGUGAUUGGAGCAUAAAGCACGAGCUUCGCAACCGGGCGAUGAUAUACGACAGCGGGAGUACCAGCAGCUCCACCGCCUCCACCACCACCUCGUCCACCACCAGCCCUGACACCGUGAACGCAAUCGGUGACAGCUAUCCCACCGCCGGCAUCCGACCGAAGGAAGACACCAGAAGCGGCAGCAUAAAAGAUUGCGCUGCAGUUUAUCCUGCAAAAUACAUUGACGAAACGGUGGAGCACAGCCCAACCCAUGCACCAUCAGAAUCGAGCGGAAUAAGCAUACGAAUACUUCGAACGCCACACUGCAACCGUUCCGAGCAUCUACCCAGCUCGUUAAAGAGCUGCAAGCUGGCGGGUGGCACCGUGCACCAUCCUCCCGUUCCUGGCGAGUGCAAAUCUUCGUCCUCCUCCUCCAGUACUGAAUCGCCAACGAGUUCAUCCUCGAACAUCAGUAAAAACAAUGGCAAAUCGAAAAAGUGGUCCAAAACACGCCACAAACCUAAGCGACAGCAGCAACCGACCUCAACCAGCUCCGGAAAGCUAGAUCCAAACGGUGCACUGGCUCCACUGUUGGUUUCGAAUCUCCUCGAUAAGCUCUAA
Messenger RNA from Anopheles coustani, 3090 nucleotides. Its product is annotated as protein O-mannosyl-transferase TMTC1-like. The transcript has 13 exons. The coding region runs from base 1 to 3090 and encodes 1029 amino acids. Gene Ontology annotation, molecular function: protein binding; mannosyltransferase activity. Gene Ontology annotation, biological process: protein O-linked glycosylation via mannose. Lineage: Eukaryota; Metazoa; Arthropoda; Insecta; Diptera; Culicidae. The record is from RefSeq and is a predicted model, not a curated record.